CCCAUGUCCACUUUUACCCGUUUCGUAAGAUCCGCCUCCGGGUCGGCUGCCACGCUAUCUGCGGUGAGUAGGGCGAUGUCGUCGGUAGUUUCCGAGUCGAGCGCGCGGAUGCCGGCAAGCUUUGGGCUGGCGGGUUCGUCUGUUCCGGUGGUAAGGAGAGAUCCAGCGGAGAGGAACGUGCAAUGGGUUUUCCUUGGGUGUCCUGGUGUGGGCAAGGGCACUUAUGCUAGCCGCCUUUCGCAGUUCCUCGGUGUGCCUCAUAUCGCCACCGGUGAUCUGGUCCGGGAAGAGCUCUCAUCCGCCGGACCGCUAGCUGGUCAGCUUGCGGAGAUUGUCAAUCGAGGCAAAUUGGUACCUGAUGAAUUUAUCAUAGACUUAUUGUCAAAACGGCUUGAAAGAGGUGAAGCUAAUGGUGAAUCUGGAUUCAUUCUUGAUGGUUUCCCGAGGACUAUAAAACAAGCAGAAAUACUUGAGGGAAUAAUGGAUAUAGAUCUUGUAGUGAAUCUUAAGCUUAGAGAAGAGGUGCUUAUCGAGAAAUGCCUUGGUAGAAGGAUUUGCAGCCAGUGUGGCAAAAAUUUCAAUGUCGCCUCAAUUCAUUUAAAGGGAGAAAAUGGUAGACCUGGAAUAUCAAUGGCUCCACUCCCACCACCUCCUCAGUGUGCGUCAAAGCUCAUUACUAGAGCUGAUGACUCUGAGGAUGUUGUGAAGGAAAGACUGCGCGUGUACCAUGAUCUGAGGAAUUCUAUCGGAGCAGAGGAAAACUGCUGGAGUUUGAUUUACCAGGGGGCAUCCCAGAAUCUUGGCCGAAGCUACUGCAAGCACUAAAUCUGGAAGAUCCUGAUGAGAAGCAAUCUGCAGCGGCUUGAUAAUUAAUUUGGGUUGCAUUUGGGAAGCCAUCUCAAGAAUCAUUCUUUGAAUAAAAUUUCCUCAAAAUGAGGCUUCAGUUUUUUUCGCAACCAAUAGAAUUAUUAUUAUAUUAUUGGUAUGAAUGCUCUUUACGAAUUAUUAUUUUUGUGUAAUAGUUUUAUUGAUCGCACAGCAAUAUUGUUUUUUUCUGAGGCAAAGCCAUUAUUCCCAUGUUUUUGGGUGAUGGAAACAUUCUGGCUAGAGGAUUGUUGAGGCAGAUGUUUUUAUCAUCUCGGCUUUCAUUUGUAAGAAGUUCAGCUUUUUAAUUGUGAAAUUUUAGUGGUAAAUGGAAUUUAUUGUUAUAUAA
Messenger RNA from Phalaenopsis equestris, 1213 nucleotides. Its product is annotated as probable adenylate kinase 1, chloroplastic. Gene Ontology annotation, molecular function: AMP kinase activity; ATP binding. The transcript is spliced from 4 exons. Gene Ontology annotation, biological process: nucleobase-containing compound metabolic process. The coding region runs from base 4 to 825 and encodes 273 amino acids. NCBI's taxonomy places the organism in Eukaryota, Viridiplantae, Streptophyta, Magnoliopsida, Asparagales, Orchidaceae. Gene Ontology annotation, cellular component: cytoplasm; mitochondrion. The record is from RefSeq and is a predicted model, not a curated record.